AUGACUGACCCUCAGUCUCUGCACAAGUCGGCCUGGACACACGUGCGACGAUUUGGCGAGGAUGCUUUUCCGGUGUUCAAUUUGACACCGAAGAAGCGGCAAGGCUCCGAACGAGAUUUCGAAAGCCCGCCAAUGGAGCCACUUUUGAAACCUUGGCUGGCAGAAGCUUUGUCAGGCCUCCAAGGAGGCGUGCGGUCUGCAUCUUCGGAGAUGAUCGUCUACGUUGCCAAUUUGGUGUCGCAAGGGGUGGUAAGCUCCGCGAAGCAAACUUUUCUCGUCCAGUCACUACAGAGUGCUGCUGCCAAUCAUCCGAACAGCUUUGUGGCAGUGGUCAUUCUCCCGAACCGGGCAUGUGAUGAGAGCUACUUGCUGAGGAAGAAAGAGGAGCCGAAGGAUGUCAAGGAGGAGAGCCAGGAGCCCGCCGUGGAAGCGGAGGAUGAAGAGCAAGCCGAAAAGAUGAUUGAUGUGGAGGCCAUGACAUCCCUUCGGGACUUCAAGUACAAUUUCCAGGUCUUGUUGCAGGAGCCGGCAAGACAGCUGUCGGUGCGCAACUUGACACUCAUCUUCGAGGAGUCAACCAUUUAUGGGCAAAGGCCUGCGUGUCACGAGGCUUGGUUGGUGACGAGACAUGGUGAAAGUGGAGGAACUUGGUUGCAGUCCGUCUGUGUCGUUCGAGUGACUUGCAAUGACAGUGAUGAGUGCCCUGCUAUGUUUGUCGAUGAUGCAUAUGAGGAGCUCCGGCAGCACCUUGGCGGAACGGCGGUCAUCAAGAAGAUUUUGACGAGCCUUGACAUUGCCAAAAGCAAGACUGUGGUGGUCGACUUGUUCGCCCACGAUGGUUGGGUUCCCCUUGCAUGCUUGCAGCUGCACAUCGAGAACCUUGCUAUCGCAUGCGGGUCCAUUGCUCACACAGAUAUCGAGUACAAGUUCACCAAGGAGGUGCUCCUUCAUGACUUCUUCGACCGGGCCAAGACGAAGCAGCUCAGCAUUGCAGGCUUCCCGGAUUUCACUGCGGCCUUGUCCGACUUGAGCAAGGUUCACACGGACUCUGCCCGGUCUGACUACGACUACCUGGUGACUGUGCCUGUGGGUGCAAACCUCAUCGUGCUUGAGGGCUUGAUUGCCAAAUUCCAGAACUCGGUCUUUGCGGGUGAGUUUGCUCAGAUCCUGAAGAAGCACGACGACGAAUUCAACAAGGAUCAUAAGAAAGCCAGCUUGGCAGAGGCGAAAACCGAGCUGGAAAGCGUUCGAAGGAAGCGCGAGGCCAACACGCCCAGGAAGCUUGAGAAAGCUUACGAUGACAUGACGAAAUUCCGCGAGGAGCACAAAUUGAAUGCCUUCAAUGGUGUGUUUGAAUUUCUGUGCAUUGAAUUCAUCAGGCUCCUCGAAAGCACGUGCGGCGACGUCAACUUGUACUACGACCCGGAUGAGAACACAUUGUGGGUCGGGUCGGACCGAAUCUGUGGCAUCCCUGCAAAGACGGAAUGGCUGGGAUUCGGCUCAGGCAACUUUGUCGACGGGCCUACUGCUAAGGAUGUGCUAUCCGAUGGAAAUGGCCGUUGGUAUCGCUACUCGUUGGCUGGACCCUUGUCUGAUGUCUUCGUGAUCUUUGAAAGCGACAGAAAGCUUUCAGAUGACCUCAAGUCCCUCCCCGUCGUGAGCUUGAAGGAGUUCCUAGUGGCCAUGGAGGACAAAGGCGAGAUCGUCUCGUUUAUGGGGCACACGAAGGACAACGAGCAGCUGCAGGUCAAUGAAAAUAUCGUUUUCAUCAUGGAUGAGGUGAAAUCAAGCCCGACCAAGAAACGGCGAGUCUCGAAGGCGCUGCUGGGGCUUAGAAACGUUCUUUUCCAAUGUAUCCCUCCCCCGGUAGAGUUGGCUAUGUUUCCGCCGAAAUCCAAAAUCUAUCCGGAGAAAAGCAAAACCGUUCAUCUGUUGUGGCAGGUGAGAGCGUUGACUUUCGGUGCACACAUGGAUGCUGCAAAACUUCGCUCUGUUCGCUCCCCUUUCAAGCUGAGCUGGCGUGUGAGGCCUGCCUAUGAGCUUGUUAACAACCUCAGACUCAGAGAGCCUGCUGUUCAUAGCUCCGAUUUGGGAUUCGUGAAGCUGUGCACCCUGCUAGGCUGA
This is a messenger RNA of Symbiodinium sp. CCMP2456, 2124 nucleotides long. The record is from the annotation of a GenBank genome assembly. Lineage: Eukaryota; Dinophyceae; Suessiales; Symbiodiniaceae.